Molecule: messenger RNA, 2216 nt
Organism: Pseudophryne corroboree (corroboree frog)
Lineage: Eukaryota; Metazoa; Chordata; Amphibia; Anura; Myobatrachidae
Product: heparan-alpha-glucosaminide N-acetyltransferase-like
Exons: 18
Coding region: 304-2100 (598 amino acids)
Source: RefSeq, a predicted model, not a curated record
CCCCACUAUAUGCCUCCCCCACACCACAUGCGUGGUGUGCUGUACACUUAGCGGAGGGUAGAUGCUAGAAUCCGGCCCCCAGCUAUGCCCCCGAGUCUCCCUUCUUCCUCUCUGUGCUCCAUGCGGAAGACGUCAUCACGUCAUAUAGACUCCAUGCGUAUGCGGAGCCGGGGAGUACAGGCAGCAGCAUCAGGCCUCAGCCCCCGCUACCCUCUCUUCUCCGCCCUCCCUACACAGCCGGCCGGUAAGGACCGGUAAUUGGCAUUCAGGAGGAGAGAUCCCAGCAGCCUGCGGAGGAGCCGUAUGCAGAAGGAGCCUGCGGCCCGGAGCGUCCCAGCGGCCUCCAGCCACAGUCCGCCACAUACAGGUUACACUAAUGAACUGAAGUUUGAUGAAGCUUUAUUAAUCGUGAACAAUUAUCUUCCUGAGCCCAUAACUCUGCUCUAUGUCUCUGAUUAUUGCUAUCAGUGCCUUUUGCAGCCACUUCUGACUGUGCCAUCUGCCAACAACUCCCAGGCAAUAAACCAUACGGCUAUUAUCAGCACACAUUUCACAGUCUCUAUGCAGGUGGUGAAAGGAGGCGGAAAUGCUGUCCCACUGUGCAGCUGGAAACAGUUAUAUGGAGAACAUGGGCAUUACAUAGUUUCCGUUCAUUCAUCGUUCAAGACGCAGGACAAGGAAGCAGGGCAGUGUGACUACAUUGUGAGCAGAGCCCCCUCAAACUGCUAUCUACCCCUGCUGGUGGCAUUUGUCUGUCUGUUGUGUAUUUGGGGAUUAUACUAUUUUGCAAUAUACAUCUUCAGGUUGGGCUGCACUCAAAAGUUUACUCAGGUUUUUAAAAGGAAGACAUCCUGUGGAUCGGAUGCAGCUGUUAACUUGGAACAAAAAAAUGCCAAGGUUUCCAAACACAGACGCCUGCUCUCACUGGAUACAUUUCGAGGCUUCUCCCUGACUUUAAUGGUGUUUGUCAACUACGGAGGGGGUGGAUAUUGGUUCUUCCAGCAUGCUCCUUGGAAUGGUCUAACAGUGGCAGAUUUGGUUAUGCCCUGGUUUGUCUUCAUCAUUGGCACAUCCUUAGCUCUGGCUUUCAGCUCCAUGUUGAAGAGAGGAGUCCAUCGUUACCAGCUCCUGCGUAAGCUGACAUGGAGGACGUGCAUUCUUAUGGCCAUAGGAGUUUUCUUCCUCAAUUAUGGACCAGCUGACGGUCCAUUGUCCUGGCGUUGGGCACGGAUACCCGGGGUGCUUCAGCGAUUGGGUUUCACCUACUUAAUUUUGUCACUGAUGCACACCUGUUUCAGCAAGCGGGAGCUGGUGGAGAGCCAUCAAUGGAGUGCUGCCGUAAGGGAUAUUGUCGCGUACUGGCCAGAGUGGAUCAUCAUUGCAGCUCUAGAGACUGUAUCGCUGUGUCUAACAUUCCUCCUACCUGUGCCUGGAUGCCCCACAGGCUACCUUGGUCCCGGAGGAAUAGGUGACUACGGUCAGUACCCAAACUGCACAGGAGGAGCUGCAGGCUACAUAGACAAGUGGCUACUUGGAGCAGAUCAUAUCUUCCAUCACCCCACCUGCAAGGAACUGUAUAAAACGACGCAGCCAUUUGAUCCUGAGGGCAUUCUUGGAACCAUUAACUCAGUGGUUACUGCUUUCUUUGGACUGCAGGCCGGGAAGAUUAUUCUUUGUUACCGCAAGUCCCCACACAAGAUAUUAAAGCGAUUUCUGCUCUGGAGUAUCUUGCUGGGAAUUAUCUCGGCCAUCUUAACCAAGUGUGCAAGGGACGGAGGAUUUAUUCCCAUCAAUAAAAACCUCUGGUCUCUGUCCUUCGUCUCAACACUCAGCUGCUUCUCCUUCCUCCUACUGGGACUGCUAUUUUAUGUGAUUGAUGUGAGACACUGGUGGGGAGGACAGCCAUUCAUCUACCCAGGAAUGAAUUCGAUCUUUGUGUAUGUUGGGCACUCGCUCCUGGCCACAUAUUUUCCAUUUAACUGGGAAGUAAAGAACUGGACAUCUCAUGCUGAGUUCCUUGCUCAGGAUGUGCUGGGCACCUCCAUCUGGGUGUUCAUCUCCUUCUUGCUUUACAAGCAGAAGUUCUUCCUAAAGAUCUAACAGACUGGUGCCAAUCUUGACGCUGUGCAAGUAAUAGAAAUGCAGUAUAUACUUCUACAAUACAAUGUCAGUUUUUUGAUUUUCAGAAAAUUGCAGAAUAAAGAAUGGUGAACACA